Zychaea mexicana is the source of this 1632-nucleotide messenger RNA. RefSeq lists its product as uncharacterized. The record is from RefSeq and is a predicted model, not a curated record. The coding region runs from base 1 to 1632 and encodes 543 amino acids. NCBI's taxonomy places the organism in Eukaryota, Fungi, Mucoromycota, Mucoromycetes, Mucorales, Lichtheimiaceae. The transcript has 5 exons.
AUGCUCGAACUAGUACAGAAAACUCUUGGUAUUCGCGUCGAAGCAGCCCCGGACACCAUCAGUGACAAUGCGAGUACGAGUACCAUCAUGCCUCCAAGGCGCCCAUUUCCGACAUCAAGGGCUUCGCCCAAGACAGGAAUACUCAAGCGAAGGAGAAUAGCAUCUCCCACUUCAGCAGACAUCACUGGUUCGGGAUCCGCAGAAGCUACUACAGGUGCUGCUGCUGUUGUUGCUAGCAGCAGCAACACGCGAAGGAAAAAGACUACGAUUGCUACCGCGAAAAAGGCGCGUAUGCAGCAACCGCCACCACCUAAAAACAGCGAAGGCAUCCCAUACGUGUUUAUCAAUCACCCACGUUGCGCGAGUGGACUAUCACUGCGCAAGGCGUACAUAUACGACUUUUUCGCAGCCAUUGAGAGCUUAUCCGACGUCCCAGCAACUCGCGAAGAACUACUCAAAUUUGUGCAUGGGCUGGUCCAGGAGGCGGUGGACAAGAUACGAAAUGCUGCAACCGCCGAGCAGAAGAUCCAACCAUGGAGGUGUCAAGACAAAGAUGUUCGAAGAUCUGCAGUCCAAGAUGUGGUUCAAAAAGGAAUCAACCAUGAGCCAUCCAUUCCGUUUGACAAGUGUGAAAAGAAUUGGAUCGCAUACCAGUGGGUGUUGAAGGGCUGGCAUAAAUAUGCAGAGCGCGAGAGAAAGAGCAGAGAGGCGGAAUGGAUUCAACAAGAACAAUUUCUGGAAGAGGAAGAGGAACAGGAGGAGCAAAGAGUGAUGAAUCGUGAUCAACAGCUUCAACAAGAGCAGUUGUUGCAGCAGCAACUAGGACAACUGGAGCAGGAGCUAUCGAAUGUUAUAAAAAACAAGCAUAUCAGCAAGGGUACCUCUACUAAGGCGACGAUAAGACAGGGUAAUAAUCAGCAUGAGCAGCAAGAUUUAGAUAUGCUUCCAACGACAUCCGCAAUAUCAGAUUCGCUGUCUGCCGGUGGCAAGGAAGAUAGUACGGAUCAAGAGGACCACAAGCAGCAGCAGCAGCGACGACAGCGACGAGCACCGAUUGUGGUACCUGCUUCCGAGCCACUGCCUUCUGGAAACGGCGACGGCGAUGACGACAACAAAAGCAACAGCAAUGAGCUGGCCGUACCAUCUGAAGACAUGAGAGCACGGGAUGUUGUGACAAUAUGGAUUCAAAGCCGCAUCGAGCAAACCUUGAUGAGCAUCACAAAUAGCCAACAAGAAAUCGAUGAAAUUUUAGGUGUAAGCGAAGAUAUCAACAACAGCAGCAACAGCAUGCCAAUAGCAGUAGAAAACUGCCUCGGCAAAGAUGACGACGGAAGUGCGGGAACAGCGAUGGUCGAAGCAGCGACACCGGACAUUUGCGAAAGCAAUCUUGGCCGUCGCCGGCGACUCAACACCAGCAAGUUGAAGCUCAUAAUGGCUGUCAUGGAAGAUCAGGGAAAGCCAAUCCACCGGGUCUUUGUGAACGAUGGGAUUCUGCGGCGACUUCAAAUAAGAAUAGUACGCGCUCGGGAAGCAGCAGCAGCAGCCGCUGCUAAUGAGCCCUCAUCGUCGUCAUCAUCAUCAGAAGAAGGCAAUAGUAGCCGUUGCAGUAGUGGUGAUGAAACGGACAAAUGA